This is a messenger RNA of Colletotrichum higginsianum IMI 349063, 1458 nucleotides long. RefSeq names its product High-affinity nicotinic acid transporter. The record is from RefSeq and is a predicted model, not a curated record. NCBI's taxonomy places the organism in Eukaryota, Fungi, Ascomycota, Sordariomycetes, Glomerellales, Glomerellaceae. The transcript is spliced from 11 exons. Bases 1 to 1458 code for a protein of 485 amino acids. Gene Ontology annotation, cellular component: membrane. Gene Ontology annotation, biological process: transmembrane transport. Gene Ontology annotation, molecular function: transmembrane transporter activity.
AUGGGCCAUCGGACAACAUCACCGGGCGCCAUGUCCUCGCUCGUGGAAGAGAAGCCGCUGCUGAAGACGGCUCACCGAAAGGUCGACAAACGGCUGCUCGUGUGGUACUCCUUCGUCUACCUCAUCAUGCGCAUCCACGUCAGCAACAUCAGCAACGCCGCCAUCGUCAACCUCGAACAGGGCACCGGCAUCCGCAGACAGCUCGGGGACCUCUCCAGCUCGCAGUGGGCCUGGGCUCUGAGCAUCUUCUACUACCCCUACAUGUUCUUCGAGCCGCUGGCGACGCUGGCGCUCAAGAGGUUCUCGCCCUCGGUCUGGAUGAGCCGCAUCAUGAUCACCUGGGUACUCAUCAAGGGCAUCAUCUCCAUGUGCCAGGGCGCGACCCAGAACUAUGCCGGGAUACUUGCGUGCCGCUUCUUUCUAGGCCUCGCCGAGGCGGGCUUCUACCCGGGCGUUUUGUACCAUCUCAGCUUCUGGUAUCCGACCCAGAAGCUUCCGCUCAGAAUCGGCUUCUUCUAUGCUUGUGGCAUGUUUUCGGGCACGAUUAGUGGCCUGCUUGCAUAUGCCAUUUCCUUCAUGAAUGGCGUCGGAGGUCUUGCUGGCUGGAGAUGGUUGUUCAUCCUCGAAGGCAUUCCGGCAAUCCUGUGUGGAAUCUACACAUUCUUCUUCCUGCCCAACUACCCUGAGACAGUCACGUUUCUCACAGAGUCCGAACGGGACGCUGUCAUGGCCGAUCUCCCGGAGCAAGCCCCCAAUAUGAACGCCAAGACCUUCAACCUCCAGCAGGUCAAGGAGCUCUUCCGUAACCCGACCUUCAUCCCGUUCCUGAUGAUCUGGAUCACGCAUGGCAUCGGUGGAUGGGGCAUCUCUUUUGUCUUGCCGACAGUCAUCUACGAGCUGGGCAUCUCCAACACGGCAAUCUCGCAGGUCAUGACGAUGCCGCCCUUCACUCUCGUUUUUGUCAUCCUUCUAUCGCUCGCAUUCCUCGUCCACACCCGGAGGCUGAGCCCGUGGGUCGCUGGACUGGGCCUGGAAGCCGCCCAGAUCGUUUGCUACGUGCUUCUCAUCACUGUCAAGCACCCCAUCGCGAAAUACGUCUUUGUCAUGAUUGCAACAGCCGCAUCGCAGAGUUUCUUUGCCAUCAUUUGGCCGGAGCGUAUCAGAGCAGCAAAGGGAACGACAACUGCUGGCCUUGCCAUUGGACUCACGAACGCCUCAUGCCAACUCAUGGGCAUUGUAGGCCCCCAGAUAUACCAACCAAAGUUCGGACCGACUUAUCGCGUGAGCUACUCUUGCUCCAUCGGGCUGCUCUGCGGGACGCUGCUGGCCGUCUCCAGCGCUUGGUUCCUCGUUGCCCGGCAGGAUCGCGCCGACGGAGUCCAGGGGAGCGGGACGGGAGGGUCGGACACAGAAACCGGGGUCAACAUAGGAGAGGAGGGACGGGAAUCCAAAGGUUGA